This is a messenger RNA of Parasteatoda tepidariorum (common house spider), 2080 nucleotides long. NCBI's taxonomy places the organism in Eukaryota, Metazoa, Arthropoda, Arachnida, Araneae, Theridiidae. The record is from RefSeq and is a predicted model, not a curated record.
UACGUCAAUGAUGAAUCCUGUCAUUGAAACUUUAGUCGGAAUUUUGAUAGAGUGCUAAUUUCAAUUCCUUGCAAUUCCUAAUCAUUUCCAGAAAAUAUACGAUUUACGAGAUUAUAUGUGAAAGUGAAAUUCUAAUAAUCACGAAAAUUCCAUUUCCUGUUUUGUAAACAAAAAAUAACGUGGAAUGAUAUAAACUUUUCGCCAACUGUCAGAAUUGAUUUUGUCCAAGUUUUUCAAAAGAAAAUGAAUACUACACUUCAGGGAAACUUCUUAUUCCUUUUCCUAAAUAAUUCUAUGCUAAAUGAGACUUCGGAUAUCAAUCAAGGUCAAGAUGUAUCUGGCAUGGCAAAGAAAAUGAAAAUUGCACAAGUAGUUGUUCUCAUAAUUGCAUUUCUCGGAAUAUUUGAAAAUUCUAUAUCGAUACUUGCAUUGAAAAAAUCGAAAGAGCUUCGAAAUCCAACAACUACAUUUAUCAUAAAUCUUUGUGUUGCUGAUUUACUUUAUUGCGUCUCUAAUUUAAUUACCUACUUAAAUCAUGAGUGGAACAAAAACUAUUAUAUUUGCCGUUGGAAUACAAUGGCAAAAUACUUCUUUGCUGGCGAAUCAGUAUACCUAAUUGUAGGAAUUACUAUCAAUAGAUUUAUCUGUGUUGUUCAUCCCCAGGUCUAUCGCUCAAUAUACAGGCCCAUAUCUCUAACUUUUCAGAUUGUUUUUACAUGGUUCUACGCAUUAUUUUUGGCGAGUCUACCAUUCUUUGAAGUGUGGGGAAAAUAUGGUUAUGAUGUUAAUGUAGGAUUGUGCACAAUUUUAAAAGUCAACGGUAAAUCAGCGAGUAGUUUCCUUUUUAUAACAGCUUUUGUAAUUCCAACAACAGUCUUCACAGUUUGCUAUCCUUUAAUUUUUCGGGUCACCCAUAAAGCAUAUAAGAGAGCAAGAAGAUCUAAUCGUUUGAGAACUACAGCAACAUUGAAUACAACUUCAGCAGAAGAGAACAGCAGAGGGAAAAAAACUUCUUAUCGUGCAGACGCUAAGGAGAUGAAAAUUCUAAAAGUCAUGUUGGUUGUCGUGGUGGCAUAUAUACUCUGUUUUUUUCCGAUAGCAUUUGUUAAGAUAUCCGGAAAAGAUGCACAGAUGCCAACUUUCGUACUUUUUGCCUAUUUUGCCGUAAAUGUGUCGAAUGUAAUUAAUCCUAUUAUAUAUAUUCUGAUGAGUGCUGAGUACAGGAAAGCAUACCUAGAGUUAUUCAAGUGUAGAAACAAUUUCCUUGUAUGGUCAACCUCAUCGAAUGCUGAACUAAUUAGAACCUAAUUGCUUGAUGUGAUUUUAUAAACUAGUACAAAAUCUAUUUUUCAGAUAGUUUUUACAUGGUUCUACUCAUUAUUUUUGACGAGUUUACCAUUCUUUGAAGGGUGGAGAAAAUAUGGUUAUGAAGUUACUGUAGGAUUGUGCACCAUUUUGAAAGUCAACUGCACAUCAACGAGUAGUUUUCUUUUUACAUCAGCAUUCAUAAUUCCAACAACUGCCUUCGAAAUUUGCUAUCCAUUAAUUUUUCGGGUAACAUUUAGGAGAGAAAAAUGAGAUUUAAUUGCUUGAAAACUUCAGCAACAUUGAUUACAGCUCCAGAAAAAGAAAAUGACAGAGGAAAGAAAAACGUUACAUCGUGCAGACGUUAAAGAACUGAAAAUUCUAUAAGUUAUGUUUGUUGUCGGAAAAGAUUCACAGAUGCCUAUUUUCAUACUUUCUGACCACCUUCCCGCAAACAUGCCUCAUUUAAUUACUCCUAUGAUAUAUUUUCUGAUGAGUGCUGAGUACAGGAAAGCAUACAUAGAGUAAUUCAAAUGUAGAAAAAAUUUCUUUGUUUGGCCAACCUCAUUUAGUGCAGAACCAAUUAGAGCAUAAUUGCUUGAUGUAAUUUUAUAAACUUAUACGAAAUCAAUGUGAUACUUAUGCAAUAUAUUUAUAAGGUAAUGUUUAAAAUUUUGAAUAACAUGGCCAUGUCUUUUGCAAUAUUCAUUGCUACUUAACUGUAGAAUAUGAUAACUGUUUUGUACAUAAUAAAGUAUUAUUUAUUUAAAAUAGA